This is a messenger RNA of Cryptomeria japonica (Japanese cedar), 859 nucleotides long. Its product is annotated as chitinase 4-like. The transcript has 3 exons. The record is from RefSeq and is a predicted model, not a curated record. Bases 30 to 728 code for a protein of 232 amino acids. Gene Ontology annotation, biological process: cell wall macromolecule catabolic process; chitin catabolic process; carbohydrate metabolic process. NCBI's taxonomy places the organism in Eukaryota, Viridiplantae, Streptophyta, Pinopsida, Cupressales, Cupressaceae. Gene Ontology annotation, molecular function: chitinase activity.
AGUAUAAUAGAGAAAGAGAUAUAAUAGAGAUGGAGAGUGAAGGAAAAGCGAUGUUUGUUUUGGCAGUGGGGAUUGCUAUGCUGUUUGGGAGUGUUUCUGCGCAGAGUGUCUCCUCCAUCAUAAGCAAGGAUUUCUUUGACGCCAUUCUCAGCGUUGCGGACAGCUCCUGUGCUGGAAAGAACUUCUACACCUACGAUGGAUUCAUCCAGGCCGCCAACGCCUACUCUGGCUUCGGUACAACCGGAACUUCUGACGACGCUAAAAGAGAGCUCGCUGCCUUUUUCGCCCAUGUCACCCACGAGACUGGAUCUUUCUGUUACAUUGAAGAAAUCAAUGGCGCAACGAGAGAUUACUGCGAUGAAACCAACACCGAGUAUCCAUGUGUUGCAGGCAAAGGCUAUUUCGGCCGGGGACCCAUCCAGCUAUCCUGGAACUUCAACUACGGUCCAGCAGGAAAGGACAUUGGGUUCGACGGAUUGAAUGAGCCGGAAAAGGUAGCGCAAGAUGCGGCCAUUUCGUUCAAGACAUCAGUGUGGUAUUGGAUGAAACAGAGCAACUGUCAUACCGCGAUCACCUCUGGACAGGGAUUCGGAGCCACAAUCCAAGCUGUGAACGGCGCCAUCGAAUGUAACGGUGGUAAUCCAGACGCCGUCAAUGCGCGUAUAAAUUACUACAAAAAUUACUGCGAAAAGUUGGGAGUAGAUCCAGGCUCCAACCUCUCCUGCUAACUUUACCUCACCUCACUUCAUAUCUCUCCAAUUACAACAGGAAAAUAUGACCGCAAACCAACAUUCUGCCCUACUGUCAUCUAUAUUUAUAUCCAUUUAUUUAAUAAAAUAAAUUUUCCAAGUGAGUCAAA